Messenger RNA from Fusarium pseudograminearum CS3096, 831 nucleotides. RefSeq lists its product as uncharacterized. The transcript has a single exon. Bases 1 to 831 code for a protein of 276 amino acids. The record is from RefSeq and is a predicted model, not a curated record. NCBI's taxonomy places the organism in Eukaryota, Fungi, Ascomycota, Sordariomycetes, Hypocreales, Nectriaceae.
AUGCAGUUCACUAUCUCCGCCGCUGCCCUCAUGGCUUUCGCCGCCCAGGCUCUUGCCCAGGUCGCUGACUUCGACCCCGUCCUCACCCCCAGCAACUGGGAGCAGGUCCAGACCGGUGAGACCCUCGAGAUCACCUGGCAGGCCAAGCCCAAGUACUCCGGCGAGAAGAUCUCCAUCUCUCUGAUCGGUGGUGCUACCCAGAACACCCAGGUCCCCAUCAAGACCAUUGCCACCGGUGUUGACAACGACGCUGCAUCCUACUCCUGGAAGAUCGACUCUUCCGUCGGCACCAACAACGUCUACGGUCUCGUCCUCAAGCUCGAGAGCAACCCCGAGGUUUUCCAGUACUCUUUCCCCUUCAAGAUCGAGGGUGGCAAGGAGAAGCCUUCCGAGGCUGAGGAGAAGCCCUCCAAGACCGAGGAGAAGAACGACUACGAGCUCCCCACUGAGGCUCCCAAGCCCACCAAGGAGGCUUACCCCGUUCCUCACACCACCGUCGUUGCUGUCCACGAGACCGUCACUGUCCCUUGCAACACCACCACCGUUGGCGGUUCUCCCACCACCUUCGUCCCCGUUGUCAAGACUCACUACCCCGUCCCUCCUCCUGCUCACCAGGCUCCUCCUGCCCACAACAACGGCACUGCUCCCCACCCUCCCGUUUACACUCACCCUGCCCAGCCCAACGUUCCCGUUGUUCCCACCAAGCCCGCUGGCCAGCCCCCUGUCUACGGCCAGCCUACCCCUACUCCCGUCCCUGUCUCCGGUGCUGCCCGUUUCGGUGCUCCCGUUGCCCUGGUCGCUGGUCUCGUCAUGGCCGCUUUCGCUCUGUAA